GGUAUCCCACAGAGGUUAUGUGCACAGAACGAAUCCUGGUGCUGACCUUCCUCUGUGUGUGGGGCAGCGAGGUGACAGCUAUAGAUGGUUCUGAUGGGUACAUGACUCCGGAUUUCUGUAGAGGGCAUAAGUGCCCAAGGUAUCGAGUGGUGGAGAAACAUGAAAUCUUUGAGGUACGAGAGUAUGAGCCAACAAACUGGGCCUCAACCAUUGUAAACUUGUCAUGUGACUAUAUAAGUCAAAGUGAUCGUCUCUACGAAUACAUCCGUGGAGCAAAUGAAAAAGGUACAAAAAUGGAUAUGACACUACCUUUUUCAGUAUUUGUUCCAACAAGGGAAAAAACAAAAAAACAGCCCCUUUCUUUAUUUUUCCUCCCAUCAAAAUUUGAAUCUCCUGAACCAUUAGACUCCAGUAUUUAUGUUUACGGUUAUCCUGCCUUAACAUGGUAUAUUCGGUCUUUUGAUGGUAUUUCCAAUCUCGAAAACUGUUUUAAUCAGGCACAGGUUUUAGCAAAAGAGUUGGUACACCUGAAGAAACCAUUUGAUGAUACAUUUUUUGCAUGCAAUUUCUAUAAUGGUCCAUACCAACUGAACAAUCGUCAUAAUGAAGCGGCACUCAUGCUCAAGCAUAUAGAGAAAUCUGACUGAUUUAAUACUAUAUUUAGAUGCCAAAAUGUUUAAGGAACUCUGAUGUGGUAAAUGAUUUUUUGAUGUGCACCUUUCAAAAGAUAACAUCACUUUUCUGAAAAGUAUGCAAUUGAAUAAAACUUUGAAAAUCA
This is a messenger RNA of Pelobates fuscus (common spadefoot toad), 778 nucleotides long. Its product is annotated as heme-binding protein 2-like. The transcript has 4 exons. Gene Ontology annotation, molecular function: heme binding. The record is from RefSeq and is a predicted model, not a curated record. NCBI's taxonomy places the organism in Eukaryota, Metazoa, Chordata, Amphibia, Anura, Pelobatidae. Gene Ontology annotation, cellular component: cytoplasm. The coding region runs from base 18 to 647 and encodes 209 amino acids.